Molecule: messenger RNA, 1498 nt
Organism: Daldinia loculata
Lineage: Eukaryota; Fungi; Ascomycota; Sordariomycetes; Xylariales; Hypoxylaceae
Product: GTP cyclohydrolase I
Exons: 4
Coding region: 161-1108 (315 amino acids)
Biological process (GO): tetrahydrofolate biosynthetic process; tetrahydrobiopterin biosynthetic process
Cellular component (GO): cytoplasm
Molecular function (GO): GTP cyclohydrolase I activity; GTP binding; zinc ion binding
Source: RefSeq, a predicted model, not a curated record
UUACAGUCAGAUUUUCCCGCUCCGUAAGCAUCCUACAUAACUUUCCUUACACUAAACCCAGAGACAGCCCCUCUUAUAACGUCCUUGCGCCAGUUUAACGCCUCGGCCAGAGAAAGGCAGAAUGGUAUAGUUCGCUGACCCAAAGCUCAACGAUUUAGAAAUGGCAACCAUAGAUCCUUCUACCAGCUCCGUCACGGGAGUCUCCGAUGUUGACGACUCCGUUCAUGGCAGCGAAAUACAAGACCACGACCAAAGUCGAGACGAUAGGAGGGCCAACAAGAAGAAGAGGAGAAGAAGAGCGAAAGAUGGAGGCAUAUCAGAGAUGAAUGGACCUUCAAAGUCGUUAAAGAGGAGGAACAGCAUCAGCAAAGCAGCGCGGGAUCCCAUGGAUGAGCCUCGUGGGAAGAAGCACAAGAAGGCUAAGACCGAGGGUAUGGAAACCAGGUCGCCCAGUCCGGUUAUUGACUUUGAUGGCCUAAGCCGGCCAAGUCGGGGGACCCGAGAACGACUUGAGGAGAGUUCCGAGCAAGCAGCCGAGAGAUUGGAGAAAAUGCGAGGAGCCAUUCGGACAAUUCUAGAGUGCGUUGGCGAAGACCCAGACAGAGAGGGCGUUCUCGAUACUCCGAAACGAUAUGCGAAAGCGAUGCUUUUCUUCACAAAGGGAUAUCAGCAGAACGUCAGGGACAUUGUGAACAAUGCUAUCUUCCACGAGAACCAUAAUGAGAUGGUUAUCGUGAAAGACAUAGAAAUAUUCAGUCUCUGCGAACACCACUUGGUGCCCUUUACUGGGAAGAUGCAUAUCGGAUACAUUCCGAACAAGAAUGUUAUCGGCAUUUCUAAGCUACCGCGUAUUGCCGAAAUGUUCAGCCGCCGACUGCAAGUCCAGGAGAGAUUAACGAGAGAAGUUGCCAAUGCUAUCAUGGAGGUUCUGAAACCUCAGGGUGUGGCAGUUGUGAUGGAGUCAAGCCAUCUCUGCAUGGUCAUGCGGGGUGUUGAAAAGACGACUACCAGCACAAUCACUAGUUGCGUGCUCGGCUGUUUCGAAAGAAAAGAAAAGACUAGAAACGAGUUCCUAAGUCUUGUUGGGCUGAAUAGGACAUACAGAUAGAUUACAGGAUAGAAUUAGGUACCUACAGGCAGGUAUGCAUGUGCAUUCGAGGCGUUUUGGGUUUGGAGCGUGGGAUUUCAACAUCAAGCUCAUCCAUGAACACGGUAUGGGAAAUGCAUCUUAGAGCUCAAUAGGCUCAACGCCUUUAAGGAAGGUACUGUGAGGCGUUCAGGGCUAUGAAAACACUCUUCAACAUUAUCUUUGUGUAUUAUCAACUACACCAUAUAUGCAUUCAUUGAGGCAUUUAAAUGCUAAUAACCAUAGGAUCGAGAUUAGUACUUCUAUGUUCCAUUUGUGAUAAUAUGAGGUUUAUACCAAAGUCUCAAUAUCAUAGCAGAUUAGGUAUUUACUAGUAGGAGAAGAAAAUGUUAUUAGAUAGAGCCUUCGUAA